Cryptotermes secundus is the source of this 2251-nucleotide messenger RNA. RefSeq names its product UPF0692 protein C19orf54 homolog. Lineage: Eukaryota; Metazoa; Arthropoda; Insecta; Blattodea; Kalotermitidae. The transcript is spliced from 4 exons. The record is from RefSeq and is a predicted model, not a curated record. Bases 312 to 1181 code for a protein of 289 amino acids.
CUAUCAUUGUAUAGCACAUGAAUUACAUAACUUAUAUACAAGAAGGCGUUAAUUUGCUUUUCACUGAUAAUGUUUCUAAAUAUAUUGGUGACAGUGUUCAUUUGUGAUCGUUGCGCGAUCUCUCGUUUACAAUAAUCCUAACAAAUAUGAAAAUUCGUCUGUAGCCAGUGACGGGUUUGUGGUUAACUGUUGUAGUUGAAGGUGAUAAACACACAGGAGACCCAGUAGUUGUUUGUUAAAUAAAAGUGUAAUAUUGUUUCUUGUGUAGAGUGACUUACAUACCUUCUUGAAGGUUAUUUAAUUUUACAUCAAUGUCAUCUGACAGAGAUGCAAUGUACUAUCCACCGCCCCCUCCACCCCCACCACCUGUCCUGCCCUUACUGUUUAAUGAUUUACCUCAGUUUUCCUCAGCAUGUACCCUCAUCCCUUUGCAUGCCAGUUGUACAGUUGUGAAUGUACUGCCUUGUACUUGUCGGCGAAACCCUGAACAGGAGCUCCUUGAUACCCGGAACAGGCUGUGGCAGUAUGAAGGUACACAGGACCCACCACACAUAUCUUAUUAUAGAUACAUUGAACCAGUUCUGCAAGAUGGACCAAAAUGUGGCUUGGUGGCUCUGAGUAUGGCCUCAUCCUGCACACCACAUCCUCUAUCUGUGGAGGAGCUGUUUCAGGAAGCUCAAGCACAUGGCUUUACGAACCAUGGUGAAAUGUUCUCAGUGGAUGACAUGGCUACGCUAGCACGGGAAAUGUUUCAGCACAGUUGCCGUGAGGUGGAAGUUCUGCCUGGUGGUCUAGGACAAGAUAAGGAGUAUGUAAUUCAGCAGCUGACAUUGGGUGGCGUCCUUCUUAUACCCUAUGAUGCAGAUUCCAACCAUUCUCCAUGUUGCCGGCGUGGCCACAAGGCUCACUGGGCUGUGAUAUCGGGAGUGAUCGUGUCUGCUACAGCACAACGUACCUGCCAUCUCCUGGCACGGCAAGGGAAAAGUCGCCACCUUGCCGUGUGGUCAUAUGACGAUUUGCAGCGUAGCAAUGAGAAUCUUGUAGAGUUGGACCCAGGCAGAGCUUCGGAUGGUAGAGUGUAUGUGCUGCCACCUGGUGGAGUGGCUGCAGGGCUGGGUGGUAGAGCCAUCCUACUCCACGAUCUUGGAGGAGAUCACUGUGCCAUAUCGGCCUCCUUGUGAAAGAAAUGACAAGGUAUGUGGCACAGUCUACUGAGGCCAGAGGCAGGACUUAAUGAAACAACUGCUCCAGAUGAACAGGAAGGUAAUUCUGAGAGUGCAAGGUGAGGUGCACGGGAGGGACAUAUGUCGGUUGGAAAGUGAAACCAGUUUUGUAUUUUAUUAGAAAGUGACUUGCUAGUCCAGUCCAGAAUAUUAUUUUCUGCCCUUUCUUGAAGUGGAGAAGAUGAGGUGCUAAUAUAUAAAUGUAUUUUAAGAUUAUGUGACAAUUUCUGCACAAUAUAAUUGCAGAAUUAGACACCAAUAAAUACAGAUUGCUAGCAUGUCCAUGUCCAUCACACUGUAAAAGGAUGACUGUAAAAAUAGAAGUUAUACCAUGUCCUUGUAGCAGACAUACCAAAGAAGUGAACCCUUGUUGGCUGUGUCUUGCACUGCUGUGACAGCAUGUGCCUGGUCCACCUGGCUGUGCCCUACAUUAUUUCAAUACUACUACUGUUACCCCUGAGUUAAACUAUGGCUCCCAGCCUCAGAGAACUGGGGGUUUUAAAAUCUGCUAUUCCAAGAUGAUAAAGGUUAGGGAGCAGGGAUAAAAGAAGCCGGUUCAAGUUCCAAGCAUGCCUUUUAAAAGGUACAACUCAUGUUUUUGUUAAUUGUGUCUUUGGGAUUUCAGCAAUAGGAAGUUAAUAAAUACUGUUUAUCUGUGAUAAAAAUGAGCAGCAACUUGAUGGAUUAGGUUGUUCAUUCUGUUGCAAGCCUUAGAUUAAACUGAGUCCUUCCAACACUGUUUAGACCUUCCUAUUGGUUCGUAGUCUCAAAUUCCAUAUGAUAUUCAGUCUGAGUCCAUUAUUACAACAUAUUAUACCAAUCCAUUCUGUACUAUGCAGUAGUUCCAAUGAUAUGCUUUGAUGCCAAGCAUGUUAACAGUCUUAAUAAUUUCAUAUCUGAGGCCCCAGUCCUUCUCUCUGUUGUGCUCUCAGUCCUCCUGGUUCAGAUCCCUGUAAUAGAGUUUUCUUUUUUAUUGCUGGUGGGGUGGGACUAAGUCCCUUGUACUGUGGCCACUUCUGGCCUAUUGU